AUGGAAAAUGCAUCUUGGUGGAAUGAAAGAUUAUGGAAAUCAUUUGUUGAUCAUCCAAGUUAUUUGAAUAAUGGAAUGAAUGAAUAUGAACAAUCCAUUGGGGGAGUACGCUAUACAAGUCAACAAUCAUCGAAUGUAAAACAGUUACGAUCAUCUAACAUAUCAACCGUAUUAACAAGUCCUAACAUAUCUAAUAUCUUACGGUCUAACAGUGACUCCAAUUAUCAGAAUGUAACAAAUUUUGAUUCACAGACAACUGUAUUCCAACAUAAUUCAACUAGGAGAUCAUCCAACCCACAAUUAUGUAGUAAUAAUUUAUUUCAACAAUUUUGUUCUAGACAUGCAAUAAAUAAUAUGCAUUCUAUCUAUGGAAACAGAAGUCGCCCUUUAGGUUCAUUGCGUGUUUACUACUUGACAAGACCACAUUCAGCAGUCACAUUUGGAAGAUCAACAUCUCUACAAAGACCACCCCAGGAGUCACAAAAUAUCAAAUCCUGCAUGACUGUUUCUUCUCCGUUAUCUACAAGACGACUAACUAGUACUGAUCUUUGUUUUUCGAAAGAAAAUUCAUUUUCCACCCUACUGCCUGGCACCACUUCCUCCUCUGUGAAACGGUCGAAUUCAAUUGACUGUAGCGGCAAAAUCUGCAAAUUGCAUGAGCGAUCUGCAACACCAUCCUUGUGUGAAAACGUAAGUAAAAAGAUGACAAAUUCUAACCCGUGUACUAGAAGGGGAUCAGCCGUGAAAGCUCGCAGUUCACUAGUGGAUACUCUACAACAAAAGUCUCAACCUCCUCGUAGAGUUUCAUCUGCUUAUAGAAGCGAUAAAACAAUCAGAUAUGGAAACAGAAUCACAAAUACAUUGAAUGUAGAUCAUGAUCACUCAGAUUACAGUCGCAUACGAAACAUCUUUGAAGAACCUACACAGCAAUUCUUUACAACUACCAGUCCCAAUGAAUAUAUAACUUUAAAUAGUGCAAGAAAGUUGAAUGACCAAUUAACUACAACAAAUCAGCAUUCUUCGAUCGUUCAGAAUAAAAAGUCUGACACAGAUAUGCACAAACAGUUAUCAAAAACUUCUGUUUUAUCUGUAACUCCUGUUAGUUUUCAAAAUAUUAAAUUUUUCAAAUAUCCCUCGUCACCAAAAAAAUCAGAUUUUAUCCCUACAUAUAAUGCUAAUCAAAACACUACCAAAAAUAUCACAGCAUCAGAUGAUAAUGAUAGUAAACUGAAAUGUAAUGCACCGAGUCAAGUGGAAAAUAAGCUUCCAGUAGCAAUAAAAUCCAAUGAUAUAAUAAUAAUUGAGGAAGAUGUCAAUGUAUGUCACGAGAACAGCUCAAAAUGUGGUUUCAUUGAAAAAGAACCUGUAGAAAUCAUUGAAACAACAGCAAAUGCAGUUAUGAUAUCCGAAGUUUCAGCAAAAGAAGAUAAAACAGACUCUGUUAUACCACCAAAAGAAGAAUUAAGAGAUUUAUGUAAAUCACCAGAGUUUACGAAGGUAGCCUCUAAGUUUCUAAUGUCCGAUGAUCAGAUAUCAGUAGUAUUUAGAAAUCCAGAUACCGAAGAAUCCCAAUCACUAUCACAAGUUGAUGAACUAUGUAACUCCGGAGGAAUUGGUGCAAAAUUAGACAUGAAACAUUUAAUUUUGUCUACGACUAGUGAAAAUAAGAAUAACAAUUCAGAUGACACUUUGCAAUCCGAGUUAAUUUCAUGUGAAAAUGACCAGUCAAGUUCAAAUUCAACACAUAAAUCAUUAGAAUUUAUUGCGGAACGGAAUAACGAAAUUCAGCCUGACAAUAUAUUUGAUGAAAAUGUUUCAAAUACUCCAAGUGUGAACGAAUCCAUAAUUGUGGAAGAUGAAUCCAGGGAAAUGUUCCCCUCCGGUAAUCAUAUUAAUGAAAUAAAGAGAUCCAUCUUAUGUGAUGAAGUCGAGAAGACGUCCAUGCAUGGUGAACCACGUAAAUGUUUAUCGAUUUCAAAAUCAAAUAACACUGAACAGCUGCCUUAUAGAUUUUCCUCAUCAACUAAGCUAAUGACUCAGAAUGAUCUAUCAUAUACGGAUGAAAACUUAUCAUCCUGUGAUUUCGUUAUUACCAACUCUUUUCCCAUAAAAUCGAUACUUAAACGCCCUAAAAGUUUUGCAAAAUCAGAGACAGACAGCAAAGUGUCUAACAAAACAUUGAACGUGACAGUAAACGAUGAAAUUGGUUCCACUAUAUACAACACUAAUCUAACUGGUUUGACAUUUUAUGAAACUAAUAAUCAAGGAACUUCUUCUAUAAGACCUUUUUCCGCUAACUCUUGGAAAUCAGAAAUACCUAACAUUGUUGCAAAUAGUGUCAUUCGAAAUUGCGAUGAAGAUCUUAAUAUUACUAAUAUAUCUACAGCUAAUAAUUAUAAUAUUACUACAAUUAGACCAAAAUCAUCUACACUAAAAAGUAAACUUUAUACACAAUCAAAAGAUAAAUUAACAUCAAAUCGUUCUAAUAGACCCGGUGUACGUUUUGACAUAAAAAAUAAUUCUAUACUGGAAUUUUAUCCACAUGAUAUAAUUAAUGAAUCAUAA
Schistosoma mattheei is the source of this 2565-nucleotide messenger RNA. Lineage: Eukaryota; Metazoa; Platyhelminthes; Trematoda; Strigeidida; Schistosomatidae. The record is from the annotation of a GenBank genome assembly.